GUUUCCAGGAGUGGCCACAGGGGGCAAUAGCAGACCUGUCCCGGCGAUCCUCGUCGGGCGCCGCUCUUUCCGCUUGGCUCAUCUCGUCGUCACUUCCGCCUGAAGUCAUGGCUACGCUCGGCCGGCUGUUUACGACGUGCGGUCGGUUCGUCGGCAGGCCAUUGUCCCGUGGUCACUGGACGACUCCGGCAGAUGACGAGCUGUACCAGCGGACCACGGUCAACGCCCUGGAACGGGAGUCCCAGGACACACUGUUCAUUGACUCCUACAGCCAGCAAGGCUUCACUAUUGGUGGCAACCGGGUACUGGGCCCCUGUGCACUGAUCCCGCGUGCCCUCCUGCACUGGGACGUUCAGAGCUACAAAGACAUCAGUGCAGACAGUCUGGCCGCCUUCUACUUGCUGGAACCCAAAAUAGAGAUUCUGGUGCUGGGUUUGGGAGAGUGUGUUCAGAGACUGGAUCCCAAGGUACGGGCCUUCAUGAAAACCAAGGGGAUUGCUCUGGAGAUACUGGACACGCCUAAUGCCUGUGCCACCUUUAACUUCCUGCUGAGUGAACGACCACACGUAGCAGCUGCCCUGAUUCCUCCGAAAUACCUCCUGACCCACCAGUAGCAGGAGCCACAACAAAACCACCCGUGAGUGGUAUGGAAUGAACUGUGUGAAGAUCACAGGAGGAAUUCUCUUCAUGGUCCUCUUGUCAUCCCUAUACCACGUGAGAUUAAUGGGAGACACUGGCCUCUCCCAGUAACAACAGCUCAUUGCGAGGAGCCAGGAUGAAGCAGCUUGUGAACAUGCCCCGCUCCAGCAUCACAGCCUCA
Messenger RNA from Hypanus sabinus (Atlantic stingray), 820 nucleotides. RefSeq names its product NADH:ubiquinone oxidoreductase complex assembly factor (gene ndufaf3). Bases 108 to 614 code for a protein of 168 amino acids. Gene Ontology annotation, biological process: mitochondrial respiratory chain complex I assembly. The transcript has 5 exons. NCBI's taxonomy places the organism in Eukaryota, Metazoa, Chordata, Chondrichthyes, Myliobatiformes, Dasyatidae. Gene Ontology annotation, cellular component: mitochondrial inner membrane. The record is from RefSeq and is a predicted model, not a curated record.